CAGUGCUACUUGUAUGUUCACACACGGAGCCAAUCUCUUCCUCAUGACGCCAACGAGGCUGGGCUCAGAUGGCUUCGAUCAUAAUAUUUAACGGAGCCACCCUGGAUGAACACUUGGAUACUGAAAGAAGAGGAGGCGGCGUCGAGAGAGGACGCAUCACGACCGGGAUGAUCGCAGCACCUGCCAGGCUGCAGCGUCUGGUCUGACCUGAGCGAGGCUCGCACACAGCAGCAGCUUUGUCAAGAAGUGGGGCAGCAUCCAAACGCCUUUCAGCGGAUCACCUGUUAUUUUAGGGGAUUUUUUUCCCUCCCCUCCAGUUUGGCUGCAAAUCCAACCCAAACACAGUCUCAGCGAGGCUUUGUUUCUGCGCACUCGGUGAAAGCAGUCUACUCUGUGACUUUUUUUUUUUUUUUUUUUGGUUCUGUCUUAGAAGACAGAUAUGAGACAUUUUACAUCUUACUUUUGUACUGGCAGAAACACACGGAAACGGCUUUGAGGAAGAAUACCGAUGUUACUUCUGUUAUUUCUUCCGACAUAUUUAUGUCAUCUUUGCGCUCUGAGUCCUGAGCACGGCAGAUGAGGAGCGCUUUUUCCAGCCGCUGCCAGCGAAAUGUCCAGUUUUUACAGCGUGUCGGUCUGUCCACCUGUCAGGAAAUUAAAAAAAAUGGACUAUUGUAAACAAUAGAGGUCAGCAAACCUGAUGGAUUUUUUAAAACAAAGGUGAAAUGAUCAUAAAGUCAACACAAUAUCGCCGCCUUUUCAUAGAUUAACUCUUUUGAACAUCAAUGUCGAUGCCGUAAGGUGCGCUGCUGCUGACGCUUGCUCUGUCGGGGGGAAAAUACGUGUAUAAAACGAUGAUAUUGUUUCGUAAAUUCAGGGUGUUGUUACUGAUGGUGUUUCUACUGGCGUGCACCAUGCACAUCAUGAUUGACUUGUUACCCAGACUGGAGAAGAGGGCUGCCGGGGCGGAGCGCCGGGACGGCGGCUGCCGGUGCGCUCAGCACCCGGCCAGGGAGGCGCAGGGCUGGGCGGGCUGGCCUAACAAGCACACGCUCAGGAUCCUGCAGGAUUUCAGCAACGAGCCGAGCUCCAACCUCACAUCGCAUUCACUGGAGAAGAUCACAGCCGCGGGGGACAAUAAAGCCGAGUCCUUCGGGCGGAUGAGACCUUCGGCGGGGAAGGCGGAGGACCACAAGCCGCUCAUCGGAGACGCGAGUGGGGGUCGCACCGUCUCCGGCCACGCGCUCUCCCGACUCUCCGCUCUGUUCCAGCAUCCUUUGUACAAGGUUGAGCUUCCUCCCCUCACGGAUGAUGACACUUUAUUUAACGUCAACACGGACAUCAGGUUUUAUCCCAGAGCAACAGGGAACCAGGGAUGGCACAACGACGAGGGGCACGAGGGCGAGUUGUCUCCAACUGGAGAGGCCAACGCAGAGUCGUACCCCAACUGGCUGCGCUUCCACAUCGGGAUCAACCGCUACGAGCUGUACCCCAGACACAGUCCAGUGCUGGACGCCCUGCUGAAAGACCUGAUCACGCAGAGAAUCACCAGUGUGGCCAUGAAAUCAGGAGGCACCCAGCUGAAGCUGAUCAUGACUUUCCAGAACUACGGGCAAGCGCUGUUCAAGCCGAUGAAGCAGACCCGCGAGCAGCAAACACCCCCAGACUUCUUCUACUUCUCUGACUUUGAGAGACACAAUGCUGAGAUCGCAGCUUUUCAUUUGGACAGGAUCCUUGACUUUCGUAGAGUGCCCCCUGUAGCAGGCCGACUUGUAAACAUGACAAAAGAGAUCAGAGAUGUGACGCGUGACAAGAAGCUGUGGAGGACCUUCUUCAUCUCACCAGCAAACAACGUCUGCUUCUACGGUGAAUGUUCCUACUACUGCUCCACUGAGCAUGCUCUGUGUGGGAAACCGGAUCAGAUCGAAGGCUCACUAGCAGCCUUCCUUCCAGAUCUGAAUCUGGCUAAACGCAAGACCUGGAGAAACCCCUGGAGGCGAUCCUACCACAAACGCAAGAAAGCGGAGUGGGAGGUGGAUCCAGAUUACUGUGACGAGGUGAAGCAAACGCCUCCAUAUGACCGUGGCUCUCGAUUACUCGACGUUAUGGAUAUGACAAUCUUCGAUUUCUUAAUGGGUAAUAUGGAUCGUCAUCAUUAUGAAACUUUUGAGAAGUUUGGAAAUGACACUUUCAUCAUUCACCUUGACAACGGACGAGGGUUUGGAAAACACUCCCAUGAUGAGCUGUCCAUCCUGGUGCCUCUCAGCCAGUGCUGCAGGGUGAGAAAGUCCACUUACCUGCGUAUCCAGCUCCUGGCCAAAGAAGAGUACCACCUGAGCUCCCUGAUGGAGGAGUCGUUGCUGCGUGACCGCCUGUCCCCGGUCCUCAUCCAGCCUCACCUUCAAGCCAUGGACCGCAGGGUCCGGCUGGUGCUGCAGGUUCUGGCGGGCUGCAUAGAGAAAGAAGGCUAUGUUAAUGUUGUGGAGGAAGACCUAGUUGGAGACACAGCCAGUCACAGGGGCCGAGGCCACAGGUAGUGGGGUCCAGACUCAUGGUUGACAGGAUCCCACGCUGAUACAUAGCCAAUGGACCACAUCUGCGGAUUCUCAACCACUGGGAUUGUACCAAAAAAAUCCCACUUCUGACAUCAAGCUGAAUUCAGUGAAUUCCAAGACUUGCCAUCAUUGCCUCUAUGGAAACUGCUUUUAGGUGUAUUUAAAUAGAAAAAUCUGCCCACAAAUAUCAGAAAAGACUGUGCUUACACAGAGGCUUCUUAUUUGUCAGGUACAGACUUUUUUGUUUGUAUGUUUGUUUGUUUUAUCUAUAUAAGACAUAAAGGAACUAUUACUAUGUUCUGAUUUUGUCCUGUAUGUUCUAAACACGGAGGGUACCAGUUCGUUUUAUGUGUUUUAUUAUAUCAGUGCAUAACCAAAUCCAACACUGACUGGGCAGUAUAUGUUCAGACUAUAAGCUUUAUCAGUUGUCAAAAUGUAUAAAAAGGUUGAGAAAGCUUGUGGAUUUAUUUCUGUUUCUAAAACAUGUUUUUCACUGCUAUUAUUGAAUGUUACAAAGCUGAAGUCAUGCCUGGACAAACAACAGGAGAAUAUGAGCAAAUCUUUGUAAUCUUUUUUUCUUGGCACAGACUUAGAACAGAGUGAUUGAAAAUGUCAUUACCUGCUUCUAAACAGCGUGAAUCUGAGGACAAUUUCCCUCCACACCCUUGUUCAACUGGUACUAUUACUUUGCCUUAUUCAGACUUUGUAUUGCUUUUCCUUUAACCCACCCCCACCACCCGAAAGUUUAGCUUGUGCCAUGUGUAGCUAAACAGAGCAACACAAAAUGACACUUACCAAACCAAAUACACGAAAUGUCAGGACUGGAGGCAACAUUGAAGUACUUGUAAGUCUUAAAUUAUUUGCAUGUCAUUUAAUUCAAGUGAUUCAUUCAUAAAAGCACAUCUGAAGCAUUUAGUAUGUUUUUCUAAGAUAUCACUUUAAAGGUUUAUGCAAUGCAAAGAUGUUAGUUUGUAUACUGUUUCAUGUCUAUCUUACUAUUUAUUGGGGCAUGAAAAGAAAUUACAAUUCUGUCAUAACUUCUAUGUUUUGGUUUGCCAUUGUGUUACUUUAAACAUUACAAAGUACAGUAUUUAUUAAAAAAAAGUUUGGCAUUUGGAUACUGUGGGGAAAUUUUCAUUCCUUUGAAAGCAUAUUUUGUCCUCAGAACAGCAAAGCUUUUUGGGCUUUGUGGAAGUGGUACCACUGCAUUUUUCCCCCCUCCAAAGAGUCCUAUGUAUUGGCUAACCUAGUACCCGUGCAAUGCCAGAAAUACAGUACUUGAAUGUUUUUGGGUUGGCAGUAUUGACAGGAUUUAUAGACCUAAAAGCAGCAUAAAGUCAACUUUAAGAAAUGCGUUAAGGUGAUAUAGGGGUUAAAUGCCUCAUUCAACCACAGGGAUAACCAUGUGCACUGUUCUUGGGUUUUCAUAUUUUCAAUGUAAAUACCUAUAAAUAUUUUGAAGAUCUGCAAAGCUGGACUGCACAGUGAUUUGCUUCAGUUUUAUGCUCUUGCAUUGUUACUGUGAAGAUCUGUUUACUAAAUGAUUAAAGUGUGCAAUAAAAACG
Molecule: messenger RNA, 4120 nt
Organism: Cololabis saira (Pacific saury)
Lineage: Eukaryota; Metazoa; Chordata; Actinopteri; Beloniformes; Belonidae
Gene: fam20ca
Product: FAM20C golgi associated secretory pathway kinase a
Exons: 10
Coding region: 855-2537 (560 amino acids)
Biological process (GO): protein phosphorylation
Cellular component (GO): Golgi apparatus
Molecular function (GO): protein serine/threonine kinase activity
Source: RefSeq, a predicted model, not a curated record